CUCGCCUUGAUGGAUCAACCCGAGGAGAGUGGCUCUGAAACUGACUUCGGAUCACAUCGGGUACCGUUAUUGUACUAGCUUAGUCGUCCAUUUGCACCCACAACUUGCUUGCCCUCGCCGCACCGUGUUGUCGCGCUUGGAAAGGCUCGUCCAUCGUGGUCGUCCGGACAGGUCCAGACUGCUUGCUGUUAUAGUAUUCACGAAUAAGUGAGUGGGCUACAAGAGGUAUGUCAUCCUCCAUUCCACUUCUCUCUCUUCCUCUCUCUCUCUCUCUCUCUUUGUGAUCAUGAUGCUUCCUACCUCUCACCUUCCCUCAUCCCCGAGUGCAUUGGUGUGCCUACAAGCACCUCCUAACCCCUUCCUAACCCUCGAGCUGCCCUAAGCAUGGCUUGUUGGUCAAAUCUUAACGUGCGCCAACAGCCAACAAUAUCUCCAGACACACACACUGCUGCCCAACUCAAGAGAUGCAUAUGAAGAGAUGGCCGCCGUGUGCCUCUUCGAGGAUGUCGCAUGUUUCAGACCCUGUACGCGCAUAUCCCAGGCGUUCGUACAUAUUAUUAUUCAAAUUGUACAUCUUGCAAUCCUCCGCCAAUGUUUACCGCGUCGAUCAGAUUCAGAAGGGAUCCACAUCCGACUCAAACCGAUCCUCGGGCCACUGCGAUUGCCUACAUACAACUUUCGCCCAAACUUGUGACCUGUUCCUUCUGCCAGUGGCCACUGCUCAUGACCCUCACACACACACACACACAGUCACACACACACACGCACACACACACGCACAUUCUCCUGGUUAAAUAUCCUACGCAUGAUCCAUAUCUCUAGACUUUUUUCAGUCUGUAUACCGCCAAAUCGUAUGGUGUAUGUGGACUGAAGCACAAACAGCCAUGUGCAUCCUUCUUAAACCAACUUGCUUGACUUGAAUCACAGCUCAGCGUCUCAACUGUGCUCAAUUCUCGAUUGAGAACCUUUUUUUUCUUCUUCUUCUGCAGAUGGGCGUACCCUCGCUGCAUGCAGGCAAGAAGAUAAUUGUCUACCGACGGUCUGUUUUAUGUACCCAAAAGUUGUUGCAGUCUGACACAGCACAGCAGCAGGUGUAUCAACACUCAUACCGUCUCAGCUUCUGUACAACGCCCUUCGUUUACCGAUUCGCGUCAAACAGCCGAUCGGAACGCCCGGGAAAGCCGUUAUACUACAGUUAUGUCCCAUGCUGUUAUAUAACAGCCCAUUCUGCCCUCCGCUCUCUCAGGCUCUCCUCUUGCCUCUACCGCACACGUGUGUUUAUCGGCCGAUAGCACGGAGGUGCACAGAUUAUCACCUCUCUCAUUGGCCAUUCGCCUCAAGCUGUCCCAAGACACCCAAGAUCAUCAUCACCGUACAGCUCAUCAUCCUCAAGUAAAAUAACACUCUUGUGUUUUCAAUCGACUUCAGCCAACGACGGCCGUCUGUUUUAAUCGACGCGCUCUAAUUAACCCGUUUACAUAUUUAACGCCGCACACCGGGCAUAUACUCACUCUAAGCUGGACUGCUCCCAUCUUCAUCCGAUUUCUGCUUCCUGUUCCUCGAAAUUAUCAUCUUAGCUUAUUAUUUGCUCUCCGUUCACACUAGCCCUCGGCCUUGUGUCGGUAAUAACACACUACCGGUUGAUUCCAUGUUCCUGAUAUCAUCAUUGUUAUCCAUCAUAGCACCAGCCAUCUGCCCAAGACUCUCCAUCUAAUCUCGUCAUCACCAGUCGACCGACCAUCCUCGAUCACAUCGGUCUCCUCAACCAUUCCCAAUAAUAAUGCACCAGCAAUCCUCCGACUUCACCUCCGCCAACAGCAACAAUAACACAUCUCAUUCGCCCCUCAGCCAUCUCAACUCUCCCUCUGACCUCUCAUCCGAUCCACCCAACUGGCGAAGUGGGUUCGGCAACGGCAGAUUUACGGUCGACAGCGGUGGUGGUGGUGGUAGUGCCCCAGUCGAUGGUGCUCCUGCCCCAGCUGGGAACAAUCCCAGCGGCAGCAGUAGCACUCAACUCACCGGGCAUGAACUCUCGCUCAGCAUGAUGAUUGAAGCCGCCAAGCAACAACGCACACGACUAGACUUCAACUCCACUUAUCAUCCUCAGUCACACUACCACCAUAACCUAUCAGCCCAGCAGAAUACCACCCGCCCCUCUGAGCUAACACAAUCGAUCCUCAACCUCUCGGCAUCCCCUCAGUCAAUUCAUGACACAGAACCUUUCCCGAGCACUGCCAUCAUCUCCACCGAGUCCUCAACAACCACUAACCGCAUUCCGAUCCCCACUUCUGCGUCCUCACUCUACCAUCAGGAUCAGUCCGACCCAUUUUCAAAUCUAGUCGGCCAGAUCCCCGACGGUAUCGGUCCCAGUAGUCUACCCACCCACUUUGGUGGAUGGAACUCUCAUCCGGAUACGCACCACUUCGGCUCAGUACCCUCCUCACCCCUACACGGACUUGAGAAUGGCUAUCCAGUUGAGAACUUUCUUACGAACUCAUCUGCCGCUCAUCAUCCAAGUCACCCGUUCACGACGAUCAGCUCGGCUGCCUCAUCAAGUAGAAGAAACAAUUCUCUCUUCCUUGAUUCAUCCCACUCCAACAAUCCACAGGCUCCCUUCUUAACCAAGCCAGUUCAGAGCUACCCGCCUAAUGAUAAGAUUGAUUCUCAGUUCUCCAUCCAAAACUCACACCUAUCCAAUCUUGAUCAUCCCAUCCGCAAUCCUACUUCUGAAGCCCAUCAGGGCUUGAGCUCCCACCAGUCUCCUCCGCCCAACUGCGAUUCUUCUAUGUUCUUUGCUGCGAUGAUGGGCAAACGACCAGGCUCCGGGGGGCCUUCCUUAUUCUCAGCCUCGCGAUCAUCCUCUGAUGCGACCGUGGGUGCUCCGACUCCAGGCGGUGAUAAUUAUUCUAAUAAUCUCACCCUUCGUUCUACUCAAGCCGAUUUCAACCCUCGCCAGACCAUCCUACCUCAAGCUAAUACUAGAUGGCAUCCAAAUAACAACGCGAUCCCUCCAACUGACAAUAAUAGCUCACAGCCCAUUCGUAAGCUGACCGAGGAUGCAAUCUAUGUUUCAAAUGGCGUGGCAGGUCAUCCGAAUGAAAGAACGAGUGCCGAGUGGGCCAAUCAACCUCCAACCUCUGAUCGCUCUUGCUGGCCUCUCCGGGAACCGAGCACCUUCCUGGAGUCGCCUCUAAGUGCCCCUUACUCUCCCUUCUCUCCUUCCUCUCCCUACUCCUCUUGGUCUUCCUUAGCACCCGCAGACGAAAGCUCAGCACACGAACAUCGGUCUGCUAGUGGCACUCUACGUAGUCAUGAUCCCUUUGCCGCUCAACUUUGGCAGCUCUAUGGUCCACGAGAUGAAAGACCACCAACGAAUGAUGCACUUGAGAGCCUCGUUCGUAGACUGACCGAGCUUGGCUUGGACGUCAACCAAAUCCGACAAAGAUUCAAUUCUCACGAGUGGAAAGAUAGUUUGAUGCCCAAGGAAACUAGCAAUUCAAACCUAUCCACCGAUAAUUCUGGGGCUACCACUAGGACCUCGAACUUUACCCAAAAUCACAACGAGUCCAACGAGCCCAUUCACGAACCAUCAUCAGACAAGGCCUUUCGCAGCGGUAUGAGAAACACUCCCCAACCUGUCAGGCUAUCUAAGAUCAACGAACAUACAGAAGGACCCACCAUAAAGCUGGAGUCCCACAUAAAUCCACAAAUCUGCCGAGAGCCCAGCCUCGAAAGAGGUCGCAAAAUUGAAGGUGGCCGCCGCGCGGCUUGUAACCUUGCUGGACGAUGGCAGGAGUGUACCAAUCUAAAUCGUAGUCCUGCGGUUUCUGAUAUGGAUUGGAAACCCCAUAGUCGUUCUCGCUCCCGUACCCAUACGGAUUGGCGCCAAGACUCACGAUCAAGAUCUCGGCUUCAGGAACUCCGGCCCGAGUUUUUGACUGCCGGGCAUCUCUUUGAAGGAGAUUCUUCGAAAGGAGAGUCUUCGAGUAGUGGCAUGAAUCAGCGUCUCAAGCCUGAGUCAGGACCUUUUGCGCCUCCUCCGAGCAGCUUAUUCCCAGAGUUGAGUGAUCAGCAGAAUGCUGGGGCAUCUGGCUCCAGUGGCAUCCCCAACAAUGAUGCUUAUCAUCAUGGGAUCAUUCAGCAGUUGAUCGGCUCUUAUCAAGCCCAACAAUCUGAGGAAAAUGGAUAUCAGAGCUUGGCUGAAAAACAUAACCAUCUCAACUUUGAUAUUUUGGGCCCGUUGGCAUCAUCAUGCGGACUCUUUCAAUCAUCUUCGUCAAUCCCACUUGGUGAAUUUGAAUUCGGUGCAUGGCACACUCCUAUCAAGCCCUCUCAGCAUUCAUUCUUGGGAUCGGUACCCGGUCUCACGCAAGACCGUGCCGACCUAGCCAACGCGCAUUCUGAAUAUGGGUACAUUCCUAGGCUGGUCCGAAAGACGAGUUUCGAUGAAAUUUUGGCUCAGCAGCAUCAUCAACCCAAACGGGCUACCGAUUCGGGAGAUCGGUCACCGGCUCGCUUGGAUAAUCUUAGCUGUUCAACCAACGAGUCCUUGGUUCGUCCUAACACCGCUACUGAUUCACGUGAGGGUCAGUAUCGGGCGGGCCUCGAUGGUUCAGGCGGUGAAAAGGUGCAGACCGGAUCUACCAAUCAGCCAGAUUACUUCGCCUUCUUGAGCUCGACUUUAUCCCAGAAUGAUUCGAACGAAACCGAGUUUAAAAAUCCCUUCCAGUCCUCUCGACUCAGCUCCCACUCGAACUCUUCAGAUAAUCUCGCAUUCCAGGACGCGGAGAAUAGCAAUCUACAGCCUUUCUUCCCAACCGACGGUGCUUCGAUCGUCGAUCGAAUUACACCCUAUGAUAUCUUGACUCAACUAGACCAUUUUGACAGCACGCCAUUGGCCCACAAUCAGCGUGGCCAGUGGCUCCAAGGCAGUGUGGCUCCAACGGCUGUACAACCGGCCAAUGUCGAGUCGACCAAGAAGCCUGAGGUCAAUCGUAUGGUUUCUAGUCCUAGUAGCACCAGUAGCUCGAGCGAAGCUUCUAGCAGAGGUGGGCUUGCUCUGCGGAUUAAUACGGCGAAUGCGCAAAACAAAAUGGAGAAGGAACUGGCAGCGGACGACGCGCCAACUAAGAUUAGCUUUAGUGGCGGAAGGAGCAAUCAUACCAGCUCGAUUGGUGAGGCUCGCAAACGUACCAAACAAUUGCCUUACUCAUCUGGCGACUUGGGCAAUAGCAACAACAACAAUAACGCCUCGACCUCGAGUGGACAAUCUAAUAACGCUAAUAUCCAAUGUCUGAAUUGUCACACUACUGAAACUCCAUUAUGGAGAAGAGACUCCGAGGGAAAACCUCUAUGUAACGCAUGUGGACUUUUUGUUAACUUGCAUGGUACACCCAGGCCGGCGGCUCUAAGCACAGGGGUCAUCAAAAGGCGAAACCGAGGAAAGAACAGGGAGAAGAACCCACCUACUUCGACUAAGCCGCAGCCACAACAAACCUACAAUCCUCCUAGAGCUGCUAAUAACCCCCCGCCCCAUCACAAUCAAUAUCCCAAUAAUAACAACGACCAUCAACCGAGGGCCUCGUCAUCCACAAGCCACUAUCCCCAAUAGACCGUAUCAACUUUGAAGGUGGGGCUGUGAUCGAUCCCCACCUCCUCUGCUCACUCGCUUCAAUCCGAACCCCACAAAUACACACAAAAAAUACCAACACAUGACAUGAAUUUACUCACGGGAGAUCGGCGGUCGACUUGGGAGCAUUUCUUCUUGCCCUGGGCCUGCUUUUGAAAACCAACAUAAGUGGACGCUUCUCUUUUUUUUCCUCGUCUUCGAGCAAAUAUAAACAUAUAUAUCCUGCAGAUCGCGCUAGGAUUCAGAUCCCGUUGAAGCUCUCUUGAUCAUCCCCCCCUCCCCACCUGUCUCACCAUCCACCCAUCCACACACACAUACACAUACACAUACACAUACACCUACUUUUAUUUUUAUUUUUAUUUUUUAGCCUUCCUAAAAACAAAACUUGUCUUCACUUGACUUGACUUCCUUCUGUGAUCCCUGAUUGUACGAUGUAGAUGAUCUUCUCAGAUCGUAUUUCCAACUCUUGAUAAUGUGUUCUUUAUUUUUUUUGUUCAUCUGUCCUACUAUUACUAUUACUAUCACUAGUACUAUUACUAUUACUAUUAUUGCUGCUGCUGCUGUUGCUCUCACCUUUGGUUGGUUGGGUACGGUAUGUUUGAGUACGAGAUUGCUUGGGUUUAUUGGUAUGGUUGAGGGAUCCGGCUGCUUGCUCUCAACACUCCCCCCUUUUCUUUCUUUCUUCUCUCUCUUAUCUCAGUAUUUAUCUGUAUUGUCUUUGGUUUUUGG
Molecule: messenger RNA, 6358 nt
Organism: Puccinia graminis f. sp. tritici CRL 75-36-700-3
Lineage: Eukaryota; Fungi; Basidiomycota; Pucciniomycetes; Pucciniales; Pucciniaceae
Exons: 5
Coding region: 1781-5611 (1276 amino acids)
Biological process (GO): positive regulation of transcription by RNA polymerase II; negative regulation of transcription by RNA polymerase II
Molecular function (GO): DNA-binding transcription factor activity, RNA polymerase II-specific; zinc ion binding; RNA polymerase II cis-regulatory region sequence-specific DNA binding
Source: RefSeq, a predicted model, not a curated record